AUGGAGAAGCUUGAUCACAUUCUGAGUCAAACUAUUAUAGUUACCAGUGAAGAGGUGAUCGAGAUGGUGGAGCGACUAAAAGCUGAAUUCAUCUACCUGCAAAAUAAUAUUGUCUCUUGGUCAAGAAGUGAAAGAGAAAAUGUGUGGUUGGAAGAGGUGAAGGAACUUUGCAAUUAUACUGAAAGUAUUGUGGAUAAUUUCAUCCUUGUCAAGGAAAGAUGGUCUAAAAUGGGUAGACUUAAGAAGCUCCUAUAUCUAUUAGCCGAUUAUGCUUCUGAAAAUGAAUUUAAGAAGCAGCUGAAGUAUAUCAGGACCCGAAUAGGAGAUGCAACGCACAGAAGUUUGACUUACGAAGUUGGGGGACUACUAGACAUGGGACUGGAAUUAAAAAACACAACUCCCGUUCCAGACUUCACACAAGAGAGCUAUAUAAUUCUCGACAUCCUAUUCCUUAUUGCUACUACUCUUUCCGACUCCAGGCCACUAUCCUUCUUGUGCCUGAUCAUUUUCUUUUUUGCCGUUUACAUGAUAGUUGAUGCAAGAGGAAAAAGAACAAAACGGAAAUCCAAGUUCAGUUUGAAGAAGAAGAAAUGGAAGGGAACGAAAACAAUAAGAUGGUUUAUUCGCUUCUUGUUUUUCACUGUAAUUUAUUUACCAAAUUUCUACCUUUUUCAGUUUCACCCUUUUCUGUCAAUGUUCCUUUUCAUGUUGAGUUACUUACUUAUUGAAGUUAUUGCAUGGAGUAGGAAUUUGUGGAGGUCUUUGGACACGAAUUUGAAGUGUACACAAAUAUAUUUAGCUCAAAUUCGUGCGUUUUUAAGUGAUACUACUGAGAGUGCAGAAGGCCUAAAUAAAAGGCAGACAGUGUGGGUGGAUCAACUGAGAGUGCUGUCUCAAUAUGGUCAAUCUCUUAUUGAUGCAUAUCAAAAAGGUAAGGGUGGUUGUUUGAGCAGAAUUAAGUUUUCCAAGGACAUUAACUGUUUGUUGAAAGAGAUUCUUGAUAUAUCAGAUAGGAAGGUCAUUUAUUGCAUUGGAAAUAUUCAAAGAACACGCCAAGAGAUUCUCCCUUUAUUAGUCCCAAAUAGAAGCAUUCAAGAAAGAGAUAUUGAGAAUGAAAUCAUUGCUGAACAUGAUGAAAGUUCGGAUGCUACGCCAGCAGCAGCUGCCUCUUCCUCCUCAUAUCAGCCUGUCACGGGGUUCAAAAAGAAGGUCCAAUUAAUCCGAGGGGAAAAGGAUUUGAUGGACGCGUUGCUUCUGGAUGCAAAUGCAAUGGGAGAACUAGAUGGAAGAUCCAGAAUCUGGGUGGAGCAACUAAGAGUUAUUUCCCAUGAAGCGCAGUCUGUCAUUAACAAAUAUUAUGCCAAAUUGAAGCAUAUGCCAAUUCUUAACUACAUUUUUAAGUACUGGACCCGACAUGUUGUUAGUAAGAAGCUAGAUGGUAUCAUAAACAAAAUUGAAGAUACUUCUAGGAGAAGAAAAGCAUAUGGUUUAGUGCAUAUUCAAAGCCGAGUCGUAUCCAAGGUUCAAAUAUUACGUGCAAGAAUGCAACCAUCUCUUGUUGUCAAGAAUUCCAGUGUGGUUGGAUUUGAUGAUGACACACAAGUUCUGAUGGCAGAGUUAUUGUCAGACGAGAAACGUCGCUGCAUUACUUGGAUUGUUGGAAUCGGAGGCACUGGUAAGACAACACUAGCCAAGUUGAUAUUUGAAGACAACACUGUUGUAACUCAUUUUCAGCAUCACAUAUGGGUGUCACUGCCGUCAAAUUGUACGACAAACCAAUUUGUUGCUGAAAUUGGCAAGGCAGCCGCCAAGCAAAUUACUGUAGAAGAAGAAAACUUGUCCACUAAUUAUUUACUCGGAACCUUGGCCUGUACGAAGUACUUCAUAGUUGUUGAUGGCAUAGAAAAAACAUCCAAAGUUUACUUGGAUGCCUUGAACAGGGCCAUACCCGAUAUGUCAACGGGAAGCAGAGUUCUUUUUACCACUCGCAAUGCAAAUGUAGCCCAACAUGCAGCAGGUAGAAUCAUUCUUCACCCAUUACAGUUAUUAGAUGAUGAAACUAGUUGGCUGUUGUUCACAAGACAUUUGAAGGUGGACAUUCCCCCCAAGUCAGAAACAGGACUUAUCAAGAUUGGAAAAAAUAUUGUGAUGAAAUGUGGGGGGUUGCCAUUACAAAUAUUGAAAAUGAGUGAUUUGCUUUCUCAUAAAGACAUUACACAUGAGGAGUGGUCGAGCGUGUUGGGGGGCCAGCAGCUCAAUGAAGAUCAAAUGCAAAGUUGGUCUGAAAUGUCAGAUACAAUUAAUACAAACUUACCUUCAUAUCUGAGAAGAUGUCUAUUUUACUUUGUGCUAUUCCCCGCUGAAUUUGAGAUCCCUGUCAGAAGGUUGGUUGUUUUGUGGGUUGCCGAGAGUCUGGUUCAUCAAGUAGAAGAUAACGAAGUGCCCCCGGAGCUAGUUGCAGAAAGGUACUUGACAGAGUUGAUAGAUCGGAACAUGGUCCAAGUUGCCAAGAGAAAGCACAACGGGAAGGUGAAAACAUGUCGUCUCCCUAGUACUUUGCAGCAACUGUUGUCAAAGGCUAACGAGUCUAGAUUUCUACAAGGCCACGGAGCUGCCAUGGAUUCAAAUGCAGACCCAAAAAAGUCUAUUAUUCGUCGAGUUGUAGAUCAUCUUGAUAAAGAUGAUAUCUGGAACGAUCACAUUCAUGGUGACAGUACUGAUUCAACUUCCUUUCAAACCUAUUACAAGGACGUUCUCUCUUUUCAUUCCUUUGAUACUCAGGAGGGGAGUAAACCUGGACAACAAGUAGGUAACUUUCUCAAGGGAUGUAUUUCAAGUGAUAACUUCUUACUCCUUCUGGUGCUUGAUCUUGAACGCGUUUACAAGCCCAACUUGCCCAAAUGCAUAUCAAGACUUACCCGGCUAAGGUAUCUUGGGUUGAGAUGGACCUACUUAGAGUCACUUCCAUCAUCUAUAAGCAAGUUGUUGAAGCUUCAAACACUUGAUCUCAAACAUACUUACAUACAUACUCUACCUACCUCAAUCUGGAAGAUGGAACUCAGACACCUCUUCUUGAGUGAGACUUACCGCACCAGGUUUCCACCUCAACCAAAAAGUAAUUUUCUAUCUGACCUCCAAACAUUGUGGGGACUGUUUGUGGACGAGGAGACUCCAGUCAAGGGUGGCUUGGACAAAUUGGUCAAUAUCACAAAGUUGGGAUUAGCAUGCCAAUCAAUGUCACUAAACCAAGAGCCUAUGAUAGCUCAACUUGAGACAGUAUCUGACUGGAUUACAAAAUUAGAAUACCUUCAGUCACUGAGACUGAAAUCUAGAGAUGAAAAAGGUCGACCUUGGACAUUACACUUGAAGUCCUUCGAAAAUAAUGCAUAUCUCACCAACAUGUAUUUGCUGGGAAGUUUGAACAGUUCAUCUAUUCUGUCCCAAUUUCCACUGAGCCUCAUUGAACUUACCCUAUCACAUUCAAAACUACAAGAUGAUCCCAUGAUACUUUUGAAAGAUUUUCCAAAUCUUCGGACACUGUGUUUACUCGCAGAGUCAUACACGGGAACAACUAUGGUUUGCGAAUCUCAUAGCUUUCCUCAGCUUUAUGUAUUAAAACUUUGGAAGUUGGAGCAGUUAGAGGAAUGGAAGAUAGAGCCAGAAGCACUCCCUUGUCUCAGACAGGUAGAAAUCAGAUCAUGUCCCCAUCUGAAAAUGCUUCCUGAUGGACUAGAGCAUAUCAGCACUCUGCUUGAGUUGAAGUUAACAAACAUGCCAAGGGAAAUCAGUCCUGAGACGUUUAACAUCCCACCCAAUUGUCAAGUCGUCCAAACUCAUAUUCAGUAG
Lathyrus sativus (Indian pea) is the source of this 3846-nucleotide messenger RNA. Lineage: Eukaryota; Viridiplantae; Streptophyta; Magnoliopsida; Fabales; Fabaceae. The record is from the annotation of a GenBank genome assembly.